Messenger RNA from Dunckerocampus dactyliophorus (ringed pipefish), 945 nucleotides. RefSeq names its product trypsin-3-like. The transcript is spliced from 5 exons. Gene Ontology annotation, molecular function: serine-type endopeptidase activity. Gene Ontology annotation, biological process: proteolysis. Bases 119 to 856 code for a protein of 245 amino acids. NCBI's taxonomy places the organism in Eukaryota, Metazoa, Chordata, Actinopteri, Syngnathiformes, Syngnathidae. The record is from RefSeq and is a predicted model, not a curated record.
UCUUACUUUUCCGUGCACUACACUGACCUUGAGAGAGUGCGGGGGCUGCAAAUGGCAGGAGAGUAUUUAAGCCUCCACCGGCGCCUGCUAUUUCUCCGACAUCCAGACAGACGUCACCAUGAAGGCCCUCGCUUUCCUUGCUUUGCUUGCAGCAGCAUUUGCUGCCUCAGAGAAUGACGAUAAGAUCGUGGGAGGCUCGGAGUGCUCCCGUCACUCUGUGCCCUAUCAGGUGUCUCUGAACGCCGGCUACCACUUCUGUGGAGGAUCCCUCAUCUCCAGCCAGUGGGUGGUCUCCGCUGCCCACUGCUACAAGUCCCGCAUCCAGGUGCGUCUGGGCGAGCACAACAUCGCUGUGAACGAGGGCACCGAACAGUGGAUCGAUUCUGCCAAGCUGAUCAGGCACCCUCAGUACAACAGCUACAACCUGGACAAUGAUAUCAUGCUCAUCAAGCUGAGCCGCCCCGCCGCCCUCAACAACUACGUCCAGACCAUUUCCCUGCCCUCACGUUGCCCUUUCGCCGACGAGAACUGCCUGGUGUCCGGGUGGGGCAACAUGGCCGCCAAUGGCAACAACUUCCCCGACCGGCUGCAGUGCCUGAGACAGCCCAUCAUUGACGACAGGAUCUGCAAGAACGCCUACCCCCACCUUUUCACCCAGAACAUGCUCUGCUCUGGUUUCAUGCACGGAGGCGCGAGCAGCUGCCAGGGAGACUCCGGUGGUCCUCUGGUGUGUAGCGGUCAGCUUCAAGGGGUGGUGUCCUGGGGUUACGAUUGCGCCAUGAAGGGACAUCCCAGCGUCUACGCCCGUGUGUGCCGCUACAACAACUGGAUCAGCAGUGUCAUGAGGAGCAACUAAGGCAUUAGACUCCAUUUAUGGACUGUACUGCAACACCAAACUUGACAAAAGAACAUGUUCAUUCACUAAAAACUGAUUUCGCCUUCAAA